Molecule: messenger RNA, 3541 nt
Organism: Diceros bicornis minor
Lineage: Eukaryota; Metazoa; Chordata; Mammalia; Perissodactyla; Rhinocerotidae
Gene: INSL6
Product: insulin like 6
Exons: 2
Coding region: 28-666 (212 amino acids)
Cellular component (GO): extracellular region
Molecular function (GO): hormone activity
Source: RefSeq, a predicted model, not a curated record
GGUGGACCUGGCUGGGGGCGCCUAGGGAUGCCGCGGCUCUCCGACGUGUGUCUGCUGUUGCUCGGCCUCCCGCUGGUCGCGUUUUCCGUUCAGCUAAGCGACAUCAACAGAGCCAGAAAGCUGUGCGGCAGGCACCUACUGAAAGAAAUAGUCAAACUCUGUGGCAAUGCUAGCUGGAGCCAGUUCGAGGAGGAAACUCCGACACCGCUGCUCUCCCAGGCCACCGAGAGGGUUGACACCUUCAUCCCCGACCGCUUGGAAAGCUCCCAAACCGCUUUCCCGGUCUGGGGGAGAGGCACAAACCCAGUCCUUACUUCUGCCUCUCAGGAAGAAGCAAUAAAUAGUUUGGAGAUGCUGUCACUGCCUGAGUAUCGGUAUAAAAAGGCCAACUUGCCACCUGAUACGACAAGAAAAUUUUCCUCCUCACAAGAUAUCAAUUCAUAUAUUGAAGAGACUGUAGAAUUUCAGAAGAAAAAUACAAACAAAAUUAAAAUCUUAAGCAAUUUGUUUUGGGGGAAUCGUCCCCAAAGAAAACGCAGAGGAUACUCAGAAAAAUGUUGUCUUAAAGGAUGUACAAAAGAAGAACUUAGGAUUGCAUGCCUUCCAUAUAUUGAUUAUAAAAACUUAAAGCAAAAAGGAUCAUCAGUUGUGACUGAGAUAUACUAGCCAUCAUAGAAAUUAUACUAACUUAAUAAAAGCUUAAUAUAUUUUAGUUUAUUUUUUUGGUAGUUGUCCUUGUAGGUUCUCUGCUGUAAACAACAUCUGAAUGUACUUGCAAGCACUUGACAAUACUUUUUGGUGGUAAUAGGAAUCUCAGUAUUUCCUUUGGUGACCCCUAUUUUUCAUGUAUUUUUAUAUUUGAAGAAGAUGUUACCAGAUGUUACUGGUAUGAUCCAUGUGUAUGUCUAAGAAUUACCUCUUCAUUCUUGUCAUUAUGGUGGAAACUCUCUUAAGCUGCAUUUAAAUGGAUUAUGGAAUGUUCUGCAUUCCAUGUAUAUGACAUACAGGCUGAUGCCCAUGACUAUUAGGGCCACUACAGUAUGCCAAUACAUCUGUCCCACCAACUUAAAAAUCACUAACCAACUACCACUCCUAGUAGGAGUUCUUAUACUGUAAUGGUAGGUAGACUUUUAAUUCCUUGAGUUUUAUUAUAGUAACUGGUCAGAAAUCUUUUCACAGUUUCUAUUGAGGAUUUAAAGAAAGUUCAUUGAAUGUCUUUAGGUUGUAAAAUCUCUCCAAGGUAUUCUCUCUUUGCUUUGAAGGUGCUGAUAUAAUGUGUCACUCUAUUCUGGCUUGGUCAGAAUAGAGUGCUGACCAAGCUAGAAGCAUUACUAUCACCUCGAAACUUGUUAGAAAUGCAGUUCUAAGGUCCCACCCCAGAACUGUUGAAUCAGGAACUCUGGGUAUGGGGCUCAGCGAUCUGCGUUUUUACAGGCCCUCCAGGUCAUUCUGAAGUAAGUUAAAGGCCGAGAACCACUGGUAAUAGAGUCACUAUAUGCAUAUUUUUGAAACCCUGCUAUUUAUGUGCUUGCAUCUCUCAACUCAAUAUAGAUGUUACAACACUAAGUUUUUGGUGUAUUUUUCCACUUUAUGUCCACACAUGAAAUGUUUUUAACGCUACAAAUUAGAGCAAAACUUAAUCCAAAGAAUCCAAAGUGGAAUUCCUACUUUCCACCAUUAAUUAGGGAAUAAGCAUCAUUUGAAAUCUUUCUCUAGUUUCUUCCCCAAAUAUGUACUAUAAUGUUCUUUUCAAUUAAAUUUUUUAUUCCUAUUUGGCUCUGUUAUUUCUUAGGACAAAGGUUCUUUCCCGCAUGUAUCUACAUCAUGUACACUUACAAUGCAUUAAUAAAUUUGUUUGAAUUUUUUUUUUACCAGUUCCAGGCUACAGUCUACAUUCAGUUAUCUUUCUAAAUAUAGGGAGCCUCCUGUUUAGAAACAAAAUAAUAGAUUAUAUCGUGGUUGAGUGGUGAAGUAUGUCUGCUAGGUGUUAGAUGAAAAUGCACCAUUGAUAAUUGUCUAUGCUUAAGCCAAAAUACAGUGAUGCACUUGAGCCAGUUUGAAGAAUUAUAGGUCUGUACUUGUAGUUUAAGAAUAGGGGCCGGCCAGGUGGCAUAGCAGUUAAGUUCACACGCUCCCCUGUGGUGGGCGGCCCGGGGUUUGCAGGCCUGGAUCCUGCACGCAGACUGAUGCACCACUUGUUAAGCCAUGCUGUGGCGGUGUCCCAUAUAAAGUAGAGGAAGAUGGGCACGGAUGUUAGCCCAAGGCCAAUCUUCCUCAGCAAAAAGAGGAGGAUUGGCAACAGAUGUUAGCUCAGGGCUAAUCUUCCUCACAAAAAAAAAAAUGAAUGCUGAAAAAAUAAAAAGCUUAUUGGUUUACUAAUAUAUACACAUCAAAAGUCCAAAUUAGAAAAUCAUGAGAUUAACAAAGCGUGUUAUUUGCACAGCUAUAUACUUCCCUACACACUUUACUAAUUUGUAUGUUAGGGUGUAUUUGCUUUUUGGCUUAGUGCCUGUCUAUUAAUAUUUAUAAUUAUGCUAACAAUGAUUUUGUGCAUUUGGAUAGAACACUCAUUUUUCUUAUGGACUUCUUAGAGCAAUCCUGAAGCAAAAAAAAUGAAUGAAAGAUGAGAUACUUUGGUAUUAAGCGACUUGUUGAGGCUCCUUCAUGUUAAGUUACUUGCUAGUUAGCAGUAGAGCUGGACCAAGAUUCUAAUCCUAGCAUCUUGUUCAAUACUGAUGUGAAUAAAAUCAUGAGCAGAAAUUAUGCAUACAUUUUUGUUUGAAGUUCAUUUAUUUGCCCUCUACUUUGUUUAGCAUCUCUGUUGAUUAGUAAUCUAUUGGCUCUAGGCCCCAAAUCUCCUGUUCUUUAUUCUGCUUUUUGAUGCUGGGACUUGGAUCCCGUAAACCACACUGUUCCUUUACUAGCUGGCUUCUUGUGAGGUUCUGCCAGUGGGGCACUAGAGGGGACUCCUUCCCUUUUUGUUCCCUAUUUCUUUCAGUAUCACUCGGCAGCAUUUCUGCUGGUAGUGGCAGUUUGUUUCAUUUUAUCCUUAACUUCCAUAAGCAGCUUCAUCACCUUCCCUCAGAAAUACCAACACCAGCUGACAGAUGCCCUUGCUCAAAGGUCUGAGUUCCAUCUCUGUGGGGGCCCUCCACCAAGCUCCUAUGGUACAAGCAUCAGCUGGGCAGCACAUUCUCCUGAGAGAUCAGGGUCCCAGCUCCAUGGGUGCCUUUUUUCCAAGCUUUUAGGUUUUGAUAACUUCGGCUUUUUUCUUUUGUUUAGGCGUGGUAGCUGCUUCGUAAAGUUUUUUUUAUCUCUGUAUUACCUUCGUGUUUGAUUUUUUUCCUUUUCAGUCCUCUAAUAUGAGUCUAACUCUUUAUAUUAAAUUUUCUGUUAAAAUACUUGAUGUGGUUUCUGUUUUUUUGAGUGGGCUUGAAUGAUAAAGCUGCUGACAGUAGUUCAGAAAGUGGUUUUGAAUUGGUUUAGGGCAAGGAUGAAGGUAAAUCAGUUUCAUAUUAAAUGGAAACUCCAAAUGAUUAGU